AUGCCUCCACUCCCAGGCGAAGAAAUACUGGUUACUGUCUUUGUCGAUAUACAUUACUACUUCACUGCGCCAACUCCAAAACCUCUCCAUCACCGGUUUGAGAAAGGCUCCUACCUGUAUAUCUAUCAAGAUGUUUCACGAAAUACUGCCCGCAUUGAAGUAGCCAAUAAUGCAGGAACCGAGUACCAAGACUCGUUCCAAGGACUGUUAGACAACGUGCAUAUACAACACUCCGUCGAAUUUCCAACACUAUGUACAGUUACAUUGGAUGGGCUCACUGGUAUACCGACACAAGGUGCCUCUGAAUUUGACUGGAGGCUCCCAGGAAGCGACGAAAAAGAUGACUGGAUUCGCCUCCACACGCUCGAUGUGUAUUUCUGGACACUAGACGACGCAACUCAAUUCCUAGACGCCGCCAGCCAGAUCUUGUCAGAGCGUCAAUUGGAAACAGAUCGCGAUAUCCCCGUUGAGCAUCCUGACCAACCACUCAGCUCAGUCGUCCAGCAGCUUGAAAACGUCGCUGUUUCAGACCCAGCUUAUCAAAAUGGCCAAACCCCAGAUUCACGCACAAACCCACCACCCACCGCGCCUCAGCCCGCACAAGCUGCCCCAGUAAACCUCAGUUUCCCACCGCCACCACCCAGCGGGCCAUCCACAUACGAGCAACAGCAACCAACUGAGUAUCAAGCCCCGCCAGAACAACCGAAAGAGCUUGAAGGCAUAGCACCAAUCCCUUACAAUCCGGCCGCUCCGGCAGCCCCAGAACCAAUCAAGCACCGCGAGAAGACACCACCCCCCGAAGAUGGGACGGAAGGAACUGGCCUUGCAGCCGCAGCAGUAGCAGACAUGGGCGUUCCAUAUACGCCACCUCAUCAAGCGAAUAAUGUUGGGAUGAGCUCGUUUGCUCCCCAACCAGCAUCAACACCAGGCAUGCCCUAUAACACUGCUGCGGUUAACACGGGAUACGCAUCUCCGCCCCCAAGUGCCGGUUUACCCCGUGCGAAUACUUUCUCCGUCGGCGGGGGAGUAGGAACCCCACUGCAGAGCCCUGGAUUACCGUCGUAUCAACAAGCUUUCCUGACGGGCCAGCAAGUACCAAGUGGGGGUAUGUCGUUUUCACCAUCGCCCCAGGACCCGAAUGCCCAUUUGUAUGGACAACAGGCACAGCAUCAACAGGUUCAGUCGGGUUAUUCGAAUUACGGUUAUAAUCAACCUCAGCCGGGAUUGCAGCGAAGUACAACAGAAUAUGAUAUUCAUAGUCAGGUUUACCGGCCAACUAUGGAGGAGGUUCACUCACAUGCUCAUCAUACUUCGAAGAAGGCUAUGAAGGCGCCUGGGCAGCGGCCGCAUGGAAUCGAGGAUAAAGCGAGUAGAGUGGAAGGCGGAGUCAAUCGUUUCUUGAAGAAGUUAGAGAAGAAGCUUGGUUAG
Molecule: messenger RNA, 1428 nt
Organism: Penicillium angulare
Lineage: Eukaryota; Fungi; Ascomycota; Eurotiomycetes; Eurotiales; Aspergillaceae
Exons: 2
Coding region: 1-1428 (475 amino acids)
Source: RefSeq, a predicted model, not a curated record